This is a messenger RNA of Paramacrobiotus metropolitanus, 585 nucleotides long. RefSeq names its product palmitoyltransferase ZDHHC17-like. The coding region runs from base 1 to 585 and encodes 194 amino acids. Gene Ontology annotation, molecular function: protein-cysteine S-palmitoyltransferase activity. The transcript has 2 exons. The record is from RefSeq and is a predicted model, not a curated record. Gene Ontology annotation, biological process: peptidyl-L-cysteine S-palmitoylation; protein targeting to membrane. NCBI's taxonomy places the organism in Eukaryota, Metazoa, Tardigrada, Eutardigrada, Parachela, Macrobiotidae. Gene Ontology annotation, cellular component: Golgi apparatus; endoplasmic reticulum.
AUGGCUACCGACGGUGUACUCUUGGACCAACAUCUUGGCCUGGAUAAUUUGAUGGGCGGAUUAUGGUACAACUUCCUGCGCACAUGGCUAGGCGAUCCCGGCUUCAUUAAUCCACCCAAGGAAGACAAAUUGCGCGCCGUGGUGGAGUUGGCGGAGAAGAAUGAGUUCAGCGUGGCCAAACUCUGCACGACGUGUCUUGUCGUGCGACCGCUGCGCUCGAAACACUGCUCGGUGUGCGGAAAAUGCGUGGCGGUGAUGGACCACCACUGUCCCUUCACCGGCAACUGUGUGGGCCGCGCCAAUCAUCGUUUCUUCGUGGGCUACCUGGUGUGGCUUAGUAUGUCGGGCAUCGGCGCUGUUCACACCGGAUUGACGUAUCUGGGCGCGUUGUACCAGAUCUCCGUGGUGGCCAUGACGACCAAUGAGCGCAUCAAUCAGCACCGCUACGGACACUUCCGUGGGGAGGAUGGGACGCGACUGAGCCCUUUUCAUAAGGGCUUCGUGGAAAUUGUCUCGAAUUCUGGGAGAUGGAAUGCUUUGGUUUGCGGCGCAGAUGGCUGGAUGGGAAACCUUAUCAAAAGCUGA